This is a messenger RNA of Plectropomus leopardus (leopard coralgrouper), 9053 nucleotides long. RefSeq names its product ATP binding cassette subfamily A member 7 (gene abca7). Gene Ontology annotation, cellular component: membrane; intracellular membrane-bounded organelle. Gene Ontology annotation, molecular function: ATP hydrolysis activity; ATP binding; lipid carrier activity. Gene Ontology annotation, biological process: transmembrane transport; lipid transport. Lineage: Eukaryota; Metazoa; Chordata; Actinopteri; Perciformes; Serranidae. The record is from RefSeq and is a predicted model, not a curated record.
GGAAAUGGAGAGUCAAUGACAAGCUGCCGGGUUUGGUGUGUCGGAAACAUCGAAAGGAGACUUUUAUCAGCCUUUAUCACAGAAAGGUCUGCAUCAUGGCCAGGUAGCUCUUGAGAGCAAUGGGGUUUUUCCGACAGCUUGGCCUCCUGCUCUGGAAGAAUGUCACAUACCGCAGAAGGAACAAGAUCCAGCUGAUCAUCGAGCUUCUCUGGCCACUCUUCCUCUUCGUCAUCCUCAUUUCUGUUCGUCAUUCACACCCUCCCUACAAACAGAGCCAAUGUCACUUUCCAAACAAAGCCUUGCCAUCAGCAGGCACCUUGCCCUGGAUUCAGGGCAUUAUCUGCAACAUCAACAACCCCUGCUUCCACAGCCCGACACCAGGGGAGACAACGGGCCAAGUUGGCAACUUUGACAACUCCAUAUUGUCUCGUCUCUUCGUGGACGCCCAGACUGUUCUGUCCUACAGUGGAAACCGGAGCCUCUCCGGCUUUCAGGACCUGAUGGAGAGUGUCCGAAGGCUGGGAGAGAGACCUGGAGUCUGGCCAAAUCUCCCAGUGGGAGAAUAUCUGAGGGCCAAUGAGACGUUCUCCACCUUCCUCCUGACCAAUGGCAGCUUGUCACCUAUGACUGUCGACCAGCUGCUGAAGGCUCGUCUCAAUUUUCAGGUUUCUGUGGCUGGAGCUCAGAUGCAGCUGAAGGACUUGGUGUGUAAUGCGAGCAUGUUGGGACAGUUUCUAACGGUGGACGGAGGAGAAGCAGCCAUGAAUAAUCUUCAGACUCAGCUGUGUAACCUGCCAGCUGAUGUCCUGCAGGAGGCUGAACGCCUUUUCCUCUCUCAGCUUGACUUUACCAAGUUUUUCACGAGAGAACGUCUGAUGUCUAACGCUGGAGACCUCAGGGUCAUCAGUCAGGCUGUCACCUCAGUUUCCCAGGAGCUGGCUGUCCUCAUCGAUGAUUUCUCCUCUCUCUCCAGCUUCACGGACAUGGGCGCAGCUCUUCGUCUUCUGUCUCCCGAGAAUCGCUCUGCGCUGCCCAAGGAGAGUUUCCGUGCUUUUUCGAGGAUCAUGUGCGGUCACCCUGAGGUUGGCGGUGAGCGCAUCCCAUCACUCAACUGGUAUGAGGACAAUGACAUCAAGUCCUUCUUGGGAAAAAAUGGCACUGAGGACACAGACCUGGACGGUGACAACACUACUACUCCGUUCUGUAAAAGUUUGAUCCAAGGAAUGGAGUCCAACCCUCUGUCCCGCAUUGUGUGGCGAGGAAUAAAACCUCUGUUUAUUGGAAAACUGCUGUAUACACCAGACACUCCUGCAGUGCGACAAGUCAUGAAAGAGGUGAACAAGACUUUUGAGGAUCUGCAGAUCCUCCAGGAGCUUAAUGAAGCCUGGAUGGAGGUCGGACCACGAAUCAAGAAUUACAUGGAGAGCAGUGUGGAAAUAAAGCUGCUGCAGGAUUUGUUGAGACGGCCAGAGUUUGCAGUACUGGUCAACAUGCGUCUGGAGAACACGUCCUGGACAGCCUCACGGAUUGCACGUUUCCUUUCCACACCCUCGCCAGACACCCCAAGGAAGCCCGGUGCACCUCCUACCUGGUUGGACGUCUACAAUGACCUCAGUCAUACCAUCACCACCCUUGCACAAGUCACUGAGUGUUUCUCUCUCAACAAGCUAGAGGGCUUGGAGACCGAGGGUCAGAUGAUUGACAGGGCUCUGGAGCUGCUGGAGGACAGGCAGUUCUGGGCGGGUGUGGUCUUCCUGCUGCCCAACUCCUCAUCCCCUGAACUGCCACCUCACGUCACCUACAAAAUCCGAAUGGACAUUGACGAUGUCACUCGGACCAACAAGAUUAAGGACAGGUUUUGGGAUCCCGGUCCAGCAGCUGACCCAUUUAAUGACAUGCGCUACAUAUGGGGUGGUUUCGUAUACGUCCAAGACCUGGUGGAGAGAGCUGUGAGCCGCAUCCUGACGGGAGUGAAACAAACCACGGGCAUCUACAUCCAGCAGAUGCCCUACCCCUGUUAUGUGGAUGAUGUUUUCCUUCGAGUACUGAACCGCUCUCUGCCACUCUUCAUGACACUGGCCUGGAUCUAUUCGGUGGCGAUGAUCAUCAAAGGUGUGGUGUACGAGAAGGAGGCAAGGCUGAAGGAAACCAUGAGGAUUAUGGGUCUUGGAACGGGAACGCUGUGGCUCAGCUGGUUCAUCAGCAGCAUAAUUCCUUUCCUGGUCUCUGCAGGGCUCCUUAUUGCUCUGCUCAAGUGGGGAGACAUCCUGCCAUACAGCGACCCAGCUGUUGUGUUUUUCUUCCUGACAGCCUUUGCCACGGCCACCAUCAUGCAGUGUUUCCUCAUCAGCACCUUCUUCUCCAAAGCCAACCUGGCUGCAGCGUGUGGAGGGCUCAUAUACUUUGGGCUCUAUCUGCCAUACGUACUGUGUGUGGCCUGGAGAGACCGCCUCAACACCACCCACCGAGUCUUUGCUAGUUUCCUCUCACCUGUUGCCUUUGGCUUUGGCUGUGAGUAUUUCUCUCAGUAUGAAGAGCAAGGUGUCGGCAUCCAGUGGUACAACCUCCACUCCAGCCCUGUGGAAGGAGACUCGUACAACUUCACUACCUCUAUAGUCAUGCUUUAUAUCGAUGCUUUCAUCUACGCCACAGCGGCCUGGUACAUCGAAGCAGUGUUUCCUGGUGAAUAUGGGAUCCCCAGGCCUUGGUACUUCAUCUUCCAGGUCAACUACUGGGGGGGAGCCCCACUGGAGGCAGGCAUGCCGAUUCCACCUGCACCUACAGAUCAGGACGAAGAUCAUAUUGAACCAGAGCCCUCUAACCUGAUCCUCGGAGUGAGCAUCAGAAACCUGGUGAAGAUCUACAAAAAGGGCGCCAAACUUGCCGUCAAUCACCUCAACCUGAAGUUCUACGAGGGGCAGAUCACAUCGUUCCUCGGCCACAACGGUGCCGGCAAAACCACCACCAUAUCUGUCCUGACUGGCCUGUUUCCACCCACCUCGGGCACUGUAUACAUCAAGGGGAUGGACAUCCGCCAUGACAUGGACAUCAUCCGGAGGACGCUGGGAGUAUGUCCCCAGCACAAUGUCCUGUUUGACAUACUAACAGUGGAGGAGCAUGUGUGGUUUUAUGGUUGUCUGAAGGGUUUGUCUGAAACAGAGGUGAAAGCUGAGCUGGACACACUGCUAGAAGAUGUCGGUCUGCUGCACAAACGACAUGAACAGACCAAAAACCUCUCAGGUGGCAUGCAGAGGAAGCUGUCUGUGGCGAUCGCAUUUGUCGGCGGCUCUAAGGUGGUUGUUCUGGAUGAGCCUACUGCUGGGGUUGAUCCUUACUCCCGCAGAGGGAUCUGGGAUCUGCUUCUCAAAUAUCGCAAAGACCGGACCAUCAUCCUGUCCACCCACUACAUGGACGAAGCUGAGCUGUUAGGUGACCGGAUCGCCAUCAUCUCUCAGGGGAAGCUGUGCUGCUGUGGCUCACCACUCUUCCUGAAAUCCUGCCUCGGAUCUGGCUACUACCUCACUGUGGUGAAGAGGGAGGGACUGGAUACCAGCACUCCCAGCAGUACCAGUAUCUGCACCAGCAACAGCAUCAGCACCAACAAGCUGCCUCCUCUUAAGGACAGCGAGUCAUCCAUGAGUGAAGACACCGGCUUAGGAAGUGAGGAGAGCAGCUCAUACCUGGCGGCGUUGCUCUCACUGGCACAGCACCACAUCCCGGGUGCGAGGCUGGUGGAGGAGUCAGCACGCGAAGCAGUGGUCAACCUGCCGCAGACGGCUGCCAAAGACAGCAGCCUGGCCGUUUUCCUGUCUGAACUGGAUCAGAGGCUGACCGAGCUGGGCAUCAGCAGCUACGGGUUGUCAGACAGCGCUCUGGAGGAGAUCUUUUUGCGAGUGGCAGAGGAAACUGGUGUGGAUGUUGAGCCAGAGCUGCAGGCUGAAUCCCCCCACAGGCUGCAGCCCUCUGCUGGGCAGAGAGCUGAGACACAACGAGUUGAGGAACCAGAGACAGAACCUCAGGAGACAGACCUGCUGAGUGGAGAUGGCCGAGGUGGGAUCCCGCUGACCGGCUGGUGGCUGACCUGGCAGCAGCUGAGAGCUCUCUUUGUGAAACGCUGGCUUUAUGCUCGAAGGAGCCGCAGGGGCUUCUUUGCUCAGAUCGUCCUGCCUGCUGUGUUUGUGCUGGUCGCUCUGCUCUUCAGCCUCAUUGUUCCUCCGUUUGGAAAGUAUCCCGCCCUGCAGCUGCAGCCCUGGAUGUACGGAGAACAGUACACCUUCUUCAGCAACGAUGCACCUGGAAACCCGGCCAUGGAGAACCUACUUGAAGCUCUGCUUGAUCAGCCAGGUUUUGGCACCAAGUGUAUGGAGAAAGAGGAAGAAGACAACAGCACGAGUCCUCAGUGUAAAGGCAAGCGGGGUGGCUUGUUCAUUCGACCACAGGUUUCCUACUCCACCUGGCAGAUGUUCAGCAGAGGCAACUGGAGCAAAGACACACCAUCUCCUGAAUGUCUGUGUAGCACAGAGGACGUUCGCAGGAUGCUCCCCGACUGCCCGCAGGGUGCCGGUGGACUUCCACCUCCACAGAUUAAGAGGCUGACCGGAGACAUCCUCCAGAAUCUGACAAGUUAUAACAUCUCUGAUUACCUGGUGAAAACCUACUCUCAGAUCCUCAAGAAAAGCCUAAAAACCAAGAAGUGGGUGAAUGAAUUCAGAUACGGAGGUUUCUCCCUCGGAGGAAGCUCCACCCAGACUUUAUCUCAGGUCCACCAUGUACAAGACUCAGUCACAGCGAUCAGGACUCGUUAUCGAGUUGCACAGAACAGCUCACUGGAUCAUCUGCUAGACAGACUGCCAGAUUUUCUAGGAGGACUGAACAGUCAAAACAAUAUCAAGGUUUGGUACAAUAACAAAGGAUGGCAUGCCAUGGUGUCAUUUGUCAACGUGAUGAACAACGGCAUGCUGAGAGCGAGUCUGCCACCAGGACCAGAGAGGAGGAGACACGGCAUCACCGCCUACAACCAUCCGCUCAACCUCACCAAGGAACAGCUCGCGGAAAUGGCCAUGAUGACCACAUCAGUGGAUGUUCUGGUUUCCAUCUGCGUGAUCUUUGCUAUGUCCUUUGUGCCGGCCAGUUUUGUCCUUUUUCUGAUUGAGGAGCGAGUCAGUAAAGCCAAACACCUUCAGUUUGUCAGCGGGGUCAAACCGGUCCUCUACUGGCUGGCCAACUUCACUUGGGACAUGCUGAACUACACUGUCCCGGCCACCAUGGUGGUUUUGAUCUUCAUCUGCUUCCAGCAGAAGUCGUAUGUGUCAGAGACUAACCUGCCCGCUCUCGUCCUGCUCCUCCUGCUCUACGGGUGGUCCAUCACCCCUCUGAUGUACCCAGCGUCCUUUGUGUUCACCGUCCCCAGCACAGCCUAUGUGGUCCUGACCUCCAUCAACCUCUUCAUUGGAAUCAAUGGCAGCAUUGCCACCUUCGUCCUGGAGCUGUUUGUUGACGAGCAUCUGAAUGAGGUGAACAGGAUCCUGAAGAAAGUGUUUCUCAUAUUUCCUCAUUUCUGCCUGGGACGAGGACUCAUUGACAUGGCCAAAAACCAGGCCAUGGCAGAUGCCUUCCAGAGACUGGGGACAAAACAGACUCUGGACCCUCUUCAGUGGGACUUUGUGGGGAAGAACCUGUUUGCGAUGGCAGCUGAAGGUGUUAUCUUCUUCAUCUUCACCAUACUGCUGCAGUACAAGUUCUUCAUUAACUUCAGGCCGUGGUGGACCGAGCCUCAGAUGCCUCAUCUUGGCCCAGAGGAUGAGGAUGUCGCCAGGGAGAGAGAGAGGGUCAUAAGUGGCAAAGCACAAUCAGACAUCCUCACCAUGAUAGACCUCAGCAAGGUUUAUAAAUCAGGCAAGAAGCCGGCCGUGGAUCGUCUCUGCCUCGGGAUUCCCCGUGGGGAGUGUUUUGGUCUGCUGGGGGUGAACGGAGCAGGGAAGACCUCUACCUUUCGCAUGCUGACAGGAGACACGGACGUCACCUUCGGAGAGGCUUUCCUUAAUCAGUACAGUGUAUUGACGGAGAUGGAGCGAGUCCACCAGCUGAUGGGUUACUGUCCACAGUUUGAUGCCAUCAGCGACCUGCUGACAGGUCGGGAACAUCUGGAGCUGUACGCCCGUCUGCGAGGAGUGCCAGAGGAGUCUGUUGCUAAGGUGGCUCAGUGGGGGGUGAAGAAGCUGGGACUGUCCCAGUACGCUGAGCGGGAGGCUGGAGGCUACAGUGGAGGCAACAAAAGAAAACUCUCCACUGCCAUCUCCCUCAUCGGGGCUCCGCCUGUUAUAUUCCUGGAUGAGCCCACCACUGGCAUGGACCCAAAAGCCAAAAGGUUUCUGUGGAACUGCAUCCUCAGCGUAACCAAAGAGGGAAGAGCUGUAGUUCUCACCUCCCACAGUAUGGAGGAAUGUGAGGCUCUUUGCACCAGAAUGGCCAUUAUGGUCAACGGCAGAUUCCAGUGUCUCGGAUCUGUACAACACCUGAAGAACAGGUUUGGUGAUGGCUACACCAUCAUCCUUCGCCUAGCGGACACAAAAUCUGACCCAGACUCAUGCCCCAUCAGCACUUAUAUGAAGAGCUCUUUUCCCAGCAUCGAGCUGAAGGAGCGCCACCAGAGCGUGCUGCAGUACCAGCUGCCAUCGCAGGCAUGCUGCCUAGCUCGUGUCUUCGACGUGCUGGCCAACAACUAUGAGGAGCUGGGUGUCAUCGACUUCUCUGUUUCACAGACCACCCUGGACCAGGUGUUUGUCAACUUUGCCAAAGAGCAGACAGAUGACGACCUCCUCACAGAUGUGGUCGUCAGCAACAGAACAGUACAGAGCAACCUGACUGCGCCUCCUGCCAGGAUUAACACUCCCACCAUCCAACCACAGCCGCCAAUCACACCCCCUCAACCGAGCAAGACUACACAGCAGCAGGGAAAAUCAACUGACAGCAAACCGAAAGAGGGCAAAUCAAAAAAGACAAAACCUGGUAAGGUCAAAUCUAAAGAAAGCAAAGCUAAUGGAGAGAAAAGCAGCAGUAUGGUAAUGACCAAAGUACCUCAGAGAGAGCAGAAGGCUCAGAGGAAGAGUCGGAGGGGGAGCAGUGGAUCGGACAGCAGUAAUACUGGAGUUCAGGGAGAAUCCAGUAAAUCCAGUGGGUCCAAACAUAAAACAGAAUACUCCAGUAAAAGUCCAUCUGCACUCUUUAUAGUCGACGGCAACACACAGGACAGUGCACUGUAAAGUGGACUGGUGCGACACAAGCAGAGGUUCAUAGGACCAACUACAGUCGAAAGCUUUUUAUUACUCGUUCUUGUGCAUUUUAAUGUUUUUCAGUGAUGGCAGCAACCUCAAUAUGCAACAUAGAAAGACACAGCUCAUCGGAGUAAGAAGUAGAAAAGAUGGCAUUGAAAGUCACUAUUAGAGGUAAAUGUAUCCCCUUGGCCUCCUCUGAAGAAAGACAGGUGAGUACUUCCUAAAAUGGCUUUCGUGCCUUGUUCACCUUGUUAACAUAUCUGUAGCUUUCUAACCUGUAUUUGGGUUUAUAAAUCUUACACUGUGUCUUCUCUUUCUGUAUCAAACUCAUUAGCCCAAAGCUAUUUAUCCUGAAAAAAUAUUAUGCAAGGCUCAAUGUAAGAUCAAGGGGUGGUGUUCCUCAGGGCUCAAUCAUUAGACCCCUCACUAUCGCAUCUUUAUUUUGCUGAAAGCACUUUAAAAAAAGAAAAUGCUGCAAAAUCUCAAACAGUAAGUGGAGCAUGUUACAUUUGAUUAUUAAGAUGGUUUUAUGUGUCAGAAAGCAGACAAUAUACAGUAUCUCUUAUAUGGAGAGAAUUCUUACUGCAAGUUCAUUGUGAAAUAUUUAAUGAUGAACUUUACAAGUGUUAUUGUCAAUCAAGAGUUCAUGUUGUCUUCUAUCUGUCAAAAAUGUUUUUGUUUUUGUAUUUUUUGUUUCUUAUUUUGUGUGAUUGGGUAACAGUGUCACUGUCCAAACAGGGGGAAGAAAAUCUUUACUUCUGCCUGGUAUUUGCUGUCAUUUUGGUUAUUUAGUAAUUAAAUCAUGUUUAGUUUUUCAUCGUUAUAUACAUAACAUACUGGUCUAACAUAUUAACUGCAGAUUCUCUUGAUAGUUCAGGAUGUCUUAAUUUAAGAAUUUUCAAAUUAUAAAACUAUUGAAAAGGUCCAGACACACAGGUAUGACUCUAGGCUGUUGUAGCUUCAUUUUACAUUACGCCAAACUACAGCACUCCAAAUUUAAACAAAGAAAUGAUAAUAGAUAAAAUAAUUCAGUCUGAGCUGCAAACACCAGACACAACAACAUUGCCUUGGGUCAACAGUUGUUAUGUUUUUUAUUUGUUUACGUUUCUUUUAAUAAACUCUGAAUUUCUUUUUCUUCUUUUUUUUUUCUAUCAAAAAAUGACACCGCUGACUGAAUGUCCAAAGCAGGUUGUUACUGCACUGUAACAUAUUCUAAAGAUUGUUAAAAUAGUAACUUUAGGCAUGAGACAAACAUAAAGUAUCAGAAGGGUUUCAUUCCAAAAUGCAAACUAUUACAACAUAAAAUUUUAUGUUUAAAAAGGUUAAUUUAUUAAAAAGAAAAAGAAGAAGAGGAAGAAAAAGCUAAAAUUAUGCAGAACUUAAGCAUUAAGAUGGAUUAAAAUUAUGGAUGUGUCAUUUUGAAAUGAAAGUUUGUACUUCUGAAUGUACUUAUAAGGUAUUAUGCUUGAAAAGUUGUACUUGAACAUUAAUUAAUCUGUGCAUCUACUAUAAGAUGAUCAUUAUAUACUGAGGAUGUGCUAGUAUAGAAAAGAAAAACGGGUAUAUGUCUGUUGUGAAUGUUUUGUCCUGAAGGAAAAUAAAACUAUAUGGUUUCCUGUACUCUUUUAAAAAAAAAUAGUGUGCUGUACGCUUUGAGUCCAGUUUGUUGUUUUUGAUUAAUCACUGCAGCGUGUUGGAAGUCAGGAGGUUUUUCUUCGUCAUAGUGAGGAUGAGCAUUGGUUUUGGUGCAGAUAAAAGUGGAGGGAGCCUCAUCUGUCU